Messenger RNA from Microthlaspi erraticum, 2307 nucleotides. The record is from the annotation of a GenBank genome assembly. Lineage: Eukaryota; Viridiplantae; Streptophyta; Magnoliopsida; Brassicales; Brassicaceae.
AUGGGGGAAGAAGAUACAAAGGCAACCGUUGAGCCAACAGCAAGCAAGACUAGCUCUCUUGAAAAGCCAUCAGAGGCCGUUGCUGACAAAAAGGAGGAGGUGAUUGCUGGAGGCAAGGAAACACAAGCUGAACCAGAGAAGAUGGAGAUAGAUGCUGAGGUAAAGAAAGAUGAAGAAAAAGGUGAGACGGAGGAAGUUAAAGGAAAUGAAGACAAUGGUGAGGCUGAGAAAAUGGAGGAAGAGGUUAAGGUCACCAAAGAGGAGGGACAAGCAGAUGCUACUAUCCACAUGGACGAAGAUGCUGAUGGAAAGAAAGAGAAGACUGAUGAUGUUGUUUCUGGAUGUGUUGCAGCGGAAGAUACUGUGAGGAAGGAAAACGUUGAAUCUGAGGACAAGGACAGUGCCAAAGAUGAAGGGAAGCAAGACACCAAAGAGGCAAAUGUUUCUGAAGCUGACCACAAGAAAGCUGGGAAAGAAUCAGAGGAGGACCUAAAAGAUGAAGGUGACAAAGCCAAUGGAAAGAAAGAUGAAGCGAAACUGGUAGAUGGAGACAAAGAGAUAGAAAAGGUUGAAAAAGUAGAGGAUGUGAGUGACAUUAAAGGAGAGACUGUGAAGGAGCAGAAUGAGGAGGAUUUGGUUGAAGAAGGUAAGGAAAAGGAAGAUAAGGAAGAAAACAAAAGAGAGGAGGUUGAGGCGGCAAAGGCUGAGGUGGAAGAUGAAAAAGAAGGAAAUGAGGAUGAGAAUGACAUUGAAAAAGCGGAGAGCAAAGAUGCAAAGGAAGAUGAGAAAGCAGAGAUCGGUGAUGAUAAGGAAAAUGAAAAAGAAGAGAGCAAGGGUUCUACAAAGCGUGGUAAAGGAAAGAGCGCUGGCGAAAAGUCUCGCGAGAAGACAAAAAACACUGCAGAGAAAAAGGAGGCAGAACCUAGGACUCCUUUCUCUGAUCGCCCUGUGCGUGAGCGGAAGUCUGUUGAGAGGCUUGUCGCGUUGAUUGAUACAGACUCUUCCAGAGAAUUCCGUAUUCAAAAGGGGCAAGGUGUAUGUCUCAGAGAUAUUCCUAAUGUUGCUUACAAGUUACAGUUGAAGAAGUCUGAAGAAACUUUGAAGCUGCUGCACCCAAUUCUAUUUAGUGGGAGGAGAGGAAAGGCUGCUCAGAUCAAGACUAACAUAUUGGGCUUCUCUGGUUUUGUUUGGCAUGGAAAUGAGGAAAAAGCAAAAGAGAGAGUGAAAGAGAAGUUUGAUAAAUGCAUCAAAGAAAAACUCUGGGAGAUUUGUGAUGUGUUUGACAUACAUAUUACCAAGGCUACAACAAAGAAGGAAGAUAUCAUUACCAAACUGAUCGAGUUUUUGGAGAAGCCUCAUGCGACAAGCGACGCUCUAGUUAAUGAGAAAGAGAAGUCGAGCAAGGGAGCAAAACGCAAGAGAACUCCCAAGCAGAGUUCACCUGCAGCUGGGACUUCAUCCUCCAGACGAUCAGCAAAGAGCCAGAAAAAGUCUGAAGAAGGAAAAAAGGGUAUCAAAAAGAGGUUACCCCAAUCUGAUGAUGAGUCGGAAGAGGAGAAAGAGGAGGAAGAAGAAGAAGAAAAACAAGAGGAGGAGAAGGUAGAAGAGGAAGAAGAGAAUAAAGAGGAGGAGAAUGAAAAUGGCAUUCCUGAUAAAUCUGAGGAUGAGGCGCCUCAGCCUUCUGAAAGCGAGGAGAAAGAUGAAUCUGAAGAAGAAACUCCUAAGAAGAAACGUGGUUCUAGAUUGUCAGCUGGGAAGAAAGAAUCAUCAGGGAGAGCUAGAAACAAGAAAGCGACAGUCGCUGCAAAAUCCAGCCCACCAGAGAAAGUUACACAGAAGCGAUCAGCAGGAAAAAGAAAGAAGACUGAUGAUGACAGCGAUGCAAGUCCAAAGGCAUCCUCCAAGAGGAAGAAGUCUGAACAAACUACCAAGGCCUCCCCUGCCCCUUCAAAGUCUGCAUCUAAAGAGAAGCAAGAAGUGAAAAAGGAUGGAAAAGGGAAAGACAAAACCAAAGAGCCUACGGACAAAGCGCUGAAGAAUGCUAUCACUGAGAUCUUGAAAGGGGUGGACUUUAGUACGGCUACAUUCACGGACAUCCUCAAGAAACUUGGUAAGGAGUUCAAAGAAGAUCUCACCCCAAGAAAGUCAUCCAUAAAGCUGAUGAUCCAAAGCGAGCUCAAAAAAUUAGCAGAAGAGGCUGGAGAAGAGGAGGAAGAGAAGGAGGAGAAGAAAGAAGAGGAUGAAGAGAAGGAGAAAGCAGGAGGGUCUGGUGGUGGUGGUGGUGGUGGUGAGGAGGUGAAAGCCUAA